AUGAAAACAUUAUCCUUCGUGUUAUUGUUUAUGACACAUGUAACUGCCACGUGCGAUGAGAACACGAUUCUGGAUGUGGCUUCCAAGAAUGGUGCAACAAUCCUACGGAGGUUGAUUCAUGGAACAGAUCUUGAAGCACUAUUACAAGGAGAAGGUAACUAUACCAUAUUUGCACCAUUAGACGAUGGAUUUAACUGGUUACCGCCAAGUGUUAUGGACAAAUUAAAUAAAAAUAUGACGUUUGUUGAUUACGUGUUCACAUUCCAUGUGGUCAGAGGGCGGAGGAAGUCGGACACGUUUACAAACGAUGUCACUUAUCCUACUUUGAAUGGUGCUACUAAGGUCCGCAUUAACAUCAUCGGAUCGACGUUUACAGCUGACGGCGUGGAUAUAACCGUCACUGAUCUGUCCGCUUCAAAUGGCGUGGUUCACAUGCUUCAAAGGGUGAUGUACCCUCUCCCGAUACAGUCCCUCCUAGGGUACUUAACAGCAACGCCCUCACUAUCUCUAUUCGCCGACGUCAUUAAGCAUGCUAAUCUCACGGAUUUCUUCGGAGGCGGACCGUUCACACUGUUUGCGCCGAACAAUGAAGCGUUUAAUAAACUGCCAGUAGGUUUUCUCCAAAAACUGAUGCUGAACAAAACAGGAGUGAUUGACUUCGUGGAGUACCAUGCCUUGAGGGAAACCCUUUACAGUGAAGGUCUCCAUGACAACCAAAGACUUACAACGGCUAACGAUAAACAGUUGAUCGUAACUGUUAUGGAAGGUAACGUCGUCAUCAAUGGCGCUUUGUUGAAAAUUUUUGACGUAAUUGUGAACAAUGGCGUCAUUCAAGUCAUCGACAGGGUACUACUUCCGCCGAAUUAA
Molecule: messenger RNA, 867 nt
Organism: Ylistrum balloti
Lineage: Eukaryota; Metazoa; Mollusca; Bivalvia; Pectinida; Pectinidae
Product: periostin-like
Exons: 6
Coding region: 1-867 (288 amino acids)
Source: RefSeq, a predicted model, not a curated record